AUGCUGAAUGUGAUAACCUGUCGAAGUCGAUUAAGUUUACUCGUUACACCAAGACAACUUCGAUAUAUACGAACCAAAAGUUUAUCAAAUACUAUCUCCACUAUAAAGAAAAAUGCUGAUAAUGCAAUGCAUAUACAGGAGAAGCAAGACAUUGCUGUUUUGAAAAAACAUGACUUCACUGAAGUUGAUAUAAACUCUGGUGUGAAUUCUUGGUUCUUAUCAUAUUUAGCGGUGACAAAUCCGGGCUUCAAGAAAUCAAAGAAGAAUCUUCGAAAAUUAAAGAAACAGAAGGAAACCUCAUUGAAGGAUGUGGUAGAAUACUUACUUCUGGAAUCAGAAAAUGAAAUAAAAAGACUUCAAACCAUGUCUCCCGAAGAAAUUAAUCGUCAUUUUACUCAAAAUAAGGAUAGCGAAAUAUUUGACGAUUCCACGGAUAUAGAAAACCUUGAUGAAAAAAUUAUACAACAAGUGGUUUACGAUGAAAUGAAACCCAAGCUACAUGCAUUGACUAACACAAAUCAUCUUUUAGAUUUAUUAGAGAAGACUUUAUCCGACACAUCAGUUGUCGAUAAAAGUCAAAUUAUUUCCUUAGAUCAAAUGGUACAAGCAUUUGAAUUAUCGAAAUUGAUACCUAAUUUGAAAUACCGUCUCAGAGGACAGUAUCUUACUGGCCAACUAAUCUAUGGACUCAAGAAAGUCAGAUUGGACCCUGGAAAUGAAUCCUUUUACAUUGAUUCUCUUUUACAUUUCAGGAAAUUCAAAACUGCAGCAGCAUUGUUCGAGAGUUAUAAACGUCGUGUCAACGAGCGGUGGUGGUAUGAAGUUGGUAUGAUGAUUUAUUUGAGGAGCAACAAGUUCCAUAAGUUUAAUAAUUUGUAUUUGGAAACAAUGGACACGUUUGGGGAGAAUUAUAUUAGACCUGAUGUCAUACUAUCCGCUAUCAGAAAACUAUUGUUCGUAAGACAUGUGCAAAAGGCCAGACAAUUGACAGAUCAUCUUCUGUCUAUGGUUAAGACCUAUGGUUGGGCGGAAGAUAAUACUAGUGAAGCUGCCGCUGGCGGACGCAGCACAGUUUCAAUGUCGAGGAAUGGGUUUUUAAACUUCAAUUCUUCAGAGGAAGCGAACAGCUUUCUCAAUGAGAAACAAAAAGUUUCGAAGAAAGACUACUUAUCUAUGAUUUCCUCAUAUAUAAUAUAUGGGUUCAGCAAAGAAGGUAUGCAAUUAUUCGCCAAUUUUGAACAGUCUACCAAAAUGGACGGAGUACUAUUCAAUACACUUAUUGUGAAAUUAAGAUUACAAUGGCUCAAAGAGUUUGACUCGUUUGGAAAAGCGUUAGAACCAUAUUUAUCACCAGACGAGGCAACCAAGAAAUUAGAGCAACUAAAGGGUUGGUAUAAUGAUGCAAUGGAAAAACAUAACUUCUCCAAAGUUAGAAAUAGUUUCAGUUACUUGUUGUACGGUAAUGUGAACGAUUUGGUUAGAUUUAGACGUGUUUCCGAUGUAUUACAGCAAUACUUACUAGAAUUCUUUUCUGCGGAAUCUGAUGAGCAAAACUUAGAGUUUAAAUCUAAAAAGCUACAAAUGAUCAUAAAGCUGCUUCUCAUCGGUGAUCGUGAGGAUGCUGCAUUAAAAUUACUAUCAAAGUUAGAAGAAGCAAAGAAAGAAGAAGCGAACAAAGAUGUAGUCAAAAAAGGCGCAUCAGUUUAUCCUCCAGUAAAUUCUCACCAUUAUUUUCUUUUCACCGAGUACUAUCGAAACAAGUCGAAUAGAACAGCCGAGCUUAAGGUGGAACAGAUGAUCCAGCGUGCUAAUGAAAACAAAGUGAAACUCAAUUCGUUGUUGUUAUUGUCAUUACUUAGACAUUUUUUCUGCCAGGAGAGAUAUGAAGAUUGUAUCGUUCUAAUUAAUAGAUUUUUCUCCACUUCAGAGUCUCUUGGGUCAAAGUCUUGCGAAAUACCUCCACGAAAAUUGUACAAAGAGAUCUGGAAAGUAUACCGAGGAUACUAUAGACUAAUAAAUUGUAAACUAAGAGGCAGUGAUAACUGGAUACACACUACGGUACAGAAACGAAAAGACAUCAAAAGUAGACUUGAUUAUAAGAUGUUCGAUGUUUUUAAUAAGAUGACUAUCGAGCACGGAACUCUUUUGAACUAUGAACUUGUAAAUAUAGUUAUAAGCGCAUUCACCGCUAAUAAAGAAUGGAAUAAUCUAUUUGCUGUUCUAUGUUACAUGCAUGACGUUCAGAUGUUGAACAUUACCCCUUCCAGGGUAGAAUAUGUUAGGAAAGGGUUAAGGAAAGAUUAUAUUGAACAACUAAAGAUGAAGUUGGAAAAGCGUGACACACUUGACACUGAAUUAGUCAGAUCUCUACGCUUUAAAUUAAAAGAAAUAGAAGACAAAAGAGCCCUCAACAACCUAAAACUCGCUGGCAUAGAUGACGAGGAGAACUUCCAAAAUUUAUUGGCCGAUCUAAUGGAAUAUUUACGAUUGAUCAACUAUAGCAAAGAUCAAUUGAAUGAGAAGUUACAGCAAUUAGGGUUGAAUCCGAAUGAUUUGAAGUUUCACAGAUACGUUGAAUGA
Kluyveromyces lactis is the source of this 2580-nucleotide messenger RNA. It is a transcript of the gene SOV1, whose product is annotated as Sov1p. The coding region runs from base 1 to 2580 and encodes 859 amino acids. The record is from RefSeq and is a predicted model, not a curated record. The transcript has a single exon. NCBI's taxonomy places the organism in Eukaryota, Fungi, Ascomycota, Saccharomycetes, Saccharomycetales, Saccharomycetaceae.